CUUUAGCUGGACUUUGAGAGUGGCCGGCGCUAUCAGAUUUACGGAAUGUUCCGUGUUCUGUAUUUUUAAGUCGCCUCUUAAAAGCGGCAGUGUCGCCUCUCAACUCUAGCUCUCUCAACGUCUUCUUUCGCACCUUCAUUCUAACUUGUUUGCUCUUCUCUACUUCCUAACCCCCCGCCUCACUAUUGUGAGAGCACACAGUCCACGUCCAUCAGCCUGGAUCGUGGGUGGUUUUUCCCCCUUCUCCCUUGUUAGACAGGUUUGAACGAGCGCGCGUGCACGCACACACCCAUCCAUCCUGUUCAGGUGGUGCCGGAAAGCUCUAGAAAGAAGAUUAUAAAUGCCAGAGCCAUUUAACUGGUGGUUAACUGUUGCAUUCUGGCACUUCUUUAAAUACCUUCUUGCACCAACCUCUUCACUGGGAAGAUUUCAGGAAAAGUAGCCGAGGGAAAGAGAGGCAACAUUCACAUGUACCAUGGCUAUACCAAUAACGGUGCUUGACUGUGAUCUCUUACUAUAUGGACGAGGUCACCGGACAUUGGACCGUUUUAAGCUUGAUGAUGUCACUGAUGACUACUUGAUGUCCAUGUAUGGUUUUCCUCGACAGUUCAUUUAUUGCUUGGUGGAGCUCUUGGGAGCCAGUCUUUCUAGACCUACUCAGAGAUCCAGGGCUAUUAGCCCAGAGACACAGAUCCUUGCAGCACUGGGCUUCUAUACUUCAGGUUCCUUCCAGACCCGGAUGGGAGAUGCUAUUGGAAUCAGUCAGGCAUCAAUGAGUCGAUGUGUUGCCAAUGUCACUGAAGCACUUGUGGAAAGAGCCUCACAGUUCAUUCGCUUUCCAGCUGAUGAGGCAUCCAUUCAGGCUCUGAAGGAUGAGUUCUAUGGGUUGGCUGGGAUGCCAGGAGUAAUAGGAGUGGUUGACUGUAUGCAUGUGGCAAUCAAGGCACCAAAUGCUGAAGACCUCUCCUACGUGAACCGUAAAGGUCUGCAUUCUUUAAACUGCCUGAUGGUGUGCGACAUCAGAGGGGCACUCAUGGCUGUGGAGACCAACUGGCCAGGCAGCCUGCAGGACUACGCGGUGCUGCAGCAGUCUUCCCUUAGUAGGCAGUUUGAAGCUGGGAUGCACAAAGACAGCUGGCUGCUUGGUGACAGUUCCUUCUCUCUCCAUACCUGGCUCAUGACCCCUCUUCACAUUCAUGAAACGCCAGCCGAAUAUCGCUAUAAUAUGGCCCACUCUGCAACUCACAGUGUGAUUGAGAAGACUUUCCGAACACUCUGCUCCCGGUUCCGCUGCCUGGAUGGGUCCAAGGGGGCACUGCAGUACUCACCGGAGAAGUCCAGCCACAUCAUCUCGGCUUGUUGUGUCCUCCACAACAUCUCCCUGGAGCAUGGGAUGGAUGUUUGGUCCUCUCCAACGACAGGACCCAUGGAACAGCCCCCUGAGGAAGGGUAUGAGCACAUGGAGUCCCUGGACCUGGAGGCCGACCGGAUCCGCCAGGAGCUGGUGCUCACUCACUUUAGCUAAUGUGAAAGGUGGGGAGGAGGAGGAAAGCUUUCCAGAAGGACCUGUGACAGACUUCCUCCCUCACCAACCCCUAUACAGUUCCAUCGUCUAGAGUAACCGAGUGUGGACACUCGUCCCAAAUUGACAUUUAAUCUGCGUGUUUUUAGAAGAAUGGGGGCUAUGUCAGAAUAUCUUGAUUCAUUUGCAAUUUUAUUAACUAAACCAAAAGCAGGACAACAGUUCCCUACUAUGCAUUGGACUCCAGGUUGAUCCUCAGUCAUUUGAAAGGUCACUGUCCGCAGACAUUUAUGAUCGUGCCUACAACACCAAACAAAAAGGAAGUGGCAUCUAGCCAGAACACUUUAUUUUUAUUUCAGUUAUCUGGAGAUUUCAAAUGAAAACAGUAUUUACUUGUCCUGAAUUAUUCAGAUGGUAUUUUAGCUUUUCCACUUUGCUGCCAACAUAGGCAUAAUCUGAGGCCAGUGUAAAAAGUAACUUUAGGUUGGAGGACGGUCUUCUGACACUGGCAAAUGGCUACUAAGCUGAGUUUGCAGCUUUGUGUUUUUGAGAAGAUGUUAGAUACAGUGUGAAACUCGAAACCUUUGUCUUUAGUCUUUCUGCAUUAAUUAGACUGUGACUUGGACCUAGUUCCCAGGGAGAACAUCUGGACUCCAAUCUCUUAUUUCCAGCCCUGAGUGGGAGUUAGAGGCUAAAUAGGUUAAGAACUCAAUCAGCUUAAGGAAGAAAAGUCAAACACAGGUAACAUAACAGGCUUACACUUUACAGGGGAUCUAAAGACCCUGAUAAAUUGAUGGACAGAGGAGAGUCACCCAGGUUUUAACAGCUCAUGUCAUAGAUCACAUUUCUUAUGAUUGUGAUGUUAGCAUGUCUGUUUGGCCUUUCAGCUUUGAAAUUCCUUGUACUGAAGGAAGAUUUAGGGAAUAAAGAAGGCAUAUGAAAGUAUUAAGAAGGAGAGGUAAAAAGAACAUAAUUUCACUUGAAAUUAAUUUUGAAGUUAGACCUACUUGAAUAUCUUGUAUGCAAAGUAACGGACAGAAUUUCCCAGGAAAUAAAUAAUCCCCCACCACAUCUUAUUCUAGAAUUAUACUGAUACAAAAAUAACCUGAUUGGAAUAAUGAAAGUGUAAAUUAGGUUCACACAUUGGUGCCUUUGCUAGGCCAAAAAAAGAGACUUUCCUGAGGAUUGUCUUGUUCCCAAUUUUUCAUCCACUCCCCAUGUGAUACCUCUGAGUUGUUCCUCUUGGAUCACUUCCUACCUGCCUUCUGCAGUGUUAAUCUGGUAACGUUCAAAGGAAAGAAAUGAGCAGCAGAUGACAGAGAAACUUGGAAAUAAAUUGAGGGUGACUCAUCCACAAGAUUAAAAACAAUUAUGGAUUAUUAUCUGCCGUUUAAUUCUACUCCAAAUGCUAUUUUUCCAUCAUCAUCCUGCAGUAUAAAGAGUAGGUCCAUUUGGCAGGAGGCUGAGCUUGCAAUGUACAAUGAAGUCAUUGAGAUGGGAGUGAACAACAAAGAGGUGACUGUAAACUUCAGCUCUGCCUAUUGUGCAAUAGAGGUGCCCUGUUACAUUUUUUCCUUUGUAAAGUUUAACUUGUAAUCCAAGCUUGCUUUGUCUCCUGCAUAAGGUAAUAUUUUAACCCUCACAGUCUUUCCAAGUUUCCUGAGGUGGAUGUUUUACCCUAUAAAGUUCUGGUUCUGCCUAUUGCCUGAGGAAAGGGUUACAGCCACCCAUACAUCUAAGUGGCGAGGUGGAGAGUCAUCUUGGAAAGUGCCUAGCAUUUUAGCCCUAAAAAACUACAUUAAAGGAAAAUUGGGGCUUUCACAACUCAGUCGAUGGUGACAUGAAGUCUGAGUUGGAAAGACGGUCUUGGAGAGGUUUUAAAUGCAAUUUCAAGUCUUACUUACAUACCAAAGAUAAUUUCUGAGUGCUGAACUGACUGAACAUUGGCUGGCAGUGUUUUUCCCUGGGAGCAUUUUAUUAAUAUUUCCUAAUAAUUCUACAGAGUAACUGUAUAAAUAUAUUCUUUUAAUCU
This is a messenger RNA of Phyllostomus hastatus (greater spear-nosed bat), 3554 nucleotides long. RefSeq names its product harbinger transposase derived 1 (gene HARBI1). The record is from RefSeq and is a predicted model, not a curated record. The transcript has 3 exons. The coding region runs from base 476 to 1525 and encodes 349 amino acids. NCBI's taxonomy places the organism in Eukaryota, Metazoa, Chordata, Mammalia, Chiroptera, Phyllostomidae.